UUGCACCUACCUCAACCAACCGACCCCAACCUCUAAGCCGACUGGGCGUCGCAAGACCCGAACUAUCCUCCUUCGACGACAGCAGCAGGUCAAGCCUCCAAGCGCGAGGAACCCCAGUCUACGGCAAACUGAAGCCCAGUCGCCUGGUCCUCCGAUCCGUGCCAUUGCGCUACAGGCGCUACCGCCCGCCAUGGCGACGCCGACGCUCAACUUCAUCACCUUCAACCAAGACCACAGCUGUCUCGCCGUCGCAACGUCGAAAGGCUUCCGUAUAUAUCACACCGACCCGUUCUCUCGAAUCUUUAGCAGCGAUGAAGGGAGCACAGCUAUCAUCGAGAUGCUCUUCUCGACUUCGCUUGUCGCACUCACCCUCACGCCCCGGCACUUGAUAAUACAGAACACCAAGAGAGGAUCCGUCAUCUGCGAACUCACAUUCCCAUCUGCCGUGCUCGCAGUCCGCCUCAACCGCAAGCGCCUCGCCGUCAUCCUCGAAGAGGAAAUCUAUCUCUACGACAUCUCCAACAUGUCCCUUCUCCACACGAUACAUACAUCCCCGAACCCCGACGCCAUCUGUGCGCUUUCGCCCUCGUCCGAAAACUGCCUGCUCGCCUACCCAUUGCCCGAGCCGCGCGAAGAAGCCGAGAACGCUCGGAGACCAGCCCAUGCGCCGCCGCAGUCUGCCUAUGUGUCGCCUACGUCUGGCAAGGUGCUCAUCUUCGACACUGUUCUUAAGAAGGCAGUCAAUGUGAUAGAAGCCCACCGCGCCCCUCUGAGCUGCCUGUGCCUGAGCAACGACGGGACCCUGCUGGCCACAGCCUCAGAGACGGGCACCAUCAUCCGAGUCUUCUCCGUACCCGGCGGCCAGAAGUUAUAUCAAUUCCGGAGAGGAACAUAUCCCUCGCGCAUCUACAGCAUGUCCUUCAACCUGAGCUCGACGCUGCUCUGUGUGUCGUCCACGUCGGACACCGUCCACAUCUUCCGGCUUGGGCCACCACCCACCCAUGCGACGCCGGGUGGCGCGCCUAUAGAACCCCCCGAGCCCCAGAGGCAAGACCGUUGGUCGCGGGCACGGUCCUAUGACGAAGCAGACUCGCCCGGGAACAGCGCGACAGAGUCCCCUAGGAGCGACGCCGACGCUGCCAGCGGUGGGAAUAAUGGUUCUGGACCGGGUCACCGUAGGCAGUCUGGCUCGUUCAGCAACAUGUUCCGUCGUUCUUCGCAGAUUGUAGGCCGCGGCGUGGCCGGCGUGGUGGGAUCCUACCUUCCGCAAACCGUGACCGAAAUGUGGGAGCCCCUGCGCGACUUUGCCUUUAUCAAGAUCCCAAAGUCCAACAACGCAACGGGGUCGCAGAUGUCUCGCAUAGCCGGCGGCGGCGGCGGCGCGCCGCCACGGAGCGUCGUCGCCAUGAGCAGCAGCAGCCCGCAAGUUAUGGUGGUGACAAGCGACGGCGGCUUCUACGUAUAUAAUAUCGAUAUGGAGAAUGGUGGUGAGGGAUAUCUGGUGAAGCAAUUCUCAGUGCUCGAAGGGGACGACAAUAGGAGCGAGUCUGCAGCCUGAGGAUGACGAUGGUAAUUUUUCGCUGCAUGGGCUUGCUUGUCACUUCUAUUCCAACACGUUUUGCAUAGGACGGGUGUGCUACGUAUGCGUGUUUGCACAUUGAUACCUCCCUGUUUCCGUACAAUGGGCGCUCGCCGUCGGAGUUCAGCGUCUUCGUUUACGGU
Emericellopsis atlantica is the source of this 1722-nucleotide messenger RNA. RefSeq names its product WD40-repeat-containing domain protein. The transcript is spliced from 4 exons. Gene Ontology annotation, cellular component: phagophore assembly site membrane; cytosol; extrinsic component of membrane. NCBI's taxonomy places the organism in Eukaryota, Fungi, Ascomycota, Sordariomycetes, Hypocreales, Bionectriaceae. The record is from RefSeq and is a predicted model, not a curated record. The coding region runs from base 191 to 1558 and encodes 455 amino acids. Gene Ontology annotation, biological process: nucleophagy; protein localization to phagophore assembly site; protein lipidation. Gene Ontology annotation, molecular function: phosphatidylinositol-3,5-bisphosphate binding; phosphatidylinositol-3-phosphate binding; protein binding.